UCAAGGUUCCGAGUCGUCAUCGCACUUGUUGGUCCACUCCGCGCCGCUAACCUAAUUUGGACUGUAUGAAGAUCGCCGCGGAUUAUUGUUGUUCUCGCCCUCGUCGCUGCUGUUACUGCCGAGAUUGCAUACCACGCGUGUAUAUAACACUCUUCUAUUUUUAUCCUGCGUGUCGCCCUUCAGUGCCCGAGUGAAUGGCGCAACUUCUCUCGCAAUGCCCACCCCCGAGCGCAAAACUGGCCAAACAGCAUGGUCGCGUCGUCAACGGCAACAGCAACACAACUCUCCCUUCAGUCGAGCCCGCCCUGUGACUCUUAACUUAGACGCGUCUUUUAGUCCCAGUCCUGCCGACGAAUCCCCCGCAUGGCACCGGAGGAAGUUCAGCCACACAGGAACCUUCGGAGAUGCCUUCGAGUACGUAUUGCGCGACGACGAAGAGGAUCUUUUCAAUCUUCGACCCACGCGACGUCCCUCACCCCGCACUCGACGCACCUCCAGCGCCAUGUCUUUACAUUCGAAUCCUCCAGAGCUAGAAGAGGCGUAUAGGCAGAUUGAUGACGCCAACAGCCUUACUGACUUUGAUCCGUCCGACGACGAGAAUGCUAUCUUCCGAUCCAAUCCCGAUAAGCUCAAUAGACGAGUACCCACUACGAGCUCACGAAAAGAACACCGGUUGUCCAGCGCCUCGGACGCCAGUUUUACAAGCCAAUCGCCCCGUCGUCGAGUCGUCGACCCGUCCAGGGAUGAGGAGCGCUUGAAGCGGGCCACCACCAGUCGCUCCCCAGUACUAGACAGAUCAAUGCUUGCUACAGGGCCUUCAUCGGAACAUUUACAGCGACGAGAGUCGGAAAAUCGAAGUGUGCCUGAAGAAGACAAUUUUGGCAUAGAGCCAUCAAUGAAUGUGCCGUCGACUUGGGGUAGCAAGGCGAGGCCUAGCCCAAAGUGGAUGGAAAGUCUAAAGCGCAACCGGAUUGGAACAUCCACUGAUGCUGGAGAGACUCCCUCCCGACCGUCAGAUAAACCGAGUGUCAAAAUCAGCGAGCAAAAGCCAGCUCAAAAAGAGACGAACAGAUCCCGCCCAACAAGCUCACACUACGAGCGCCCUUCGCCCCCUCACGCGCCGACAUCACCUAAACAACCCGAGGAGUAUCCGUCUGGAGGACAGCAUAUUCCAAACACACCUAUUUUCACGUUUCCGAGUUCGACAUUCACCAAGCGCAGUCCGUCAAAGCGAGACUCGCAUGAACUGCUUCGAAGGCUUGCGCGGACCGAGAGCCCGAACCAGACUCCGGAACCGACAACGACAGGGAGACGUGUCUAUGACAAAACGCCCGUUGCGCCAGGCGCCUGGAUAGAUACACCAAUGACCCAGCGUGCUCCUCCAUCGCAGCCAAAGGAUGUCGUUACUACUCUACAACCAAGCCCGACCAAGAUCUGGGGUCAACGAAAGCUAGUGGAAAGAACAAUCCAUGAAGAUGACGCAGAGGUCGACACGGGAGAAUUAUUACCGAACUUUGAACCACUAAAGGGGCAAUGGGAAAAGGUAGAAGAACCGUCGAAGGAAACCCCAAACAAGGAAACCCCAACAGAGGAGAAGAGCAUAGCGGAGGAAAAGCGAUCCGAUGAAUACUCGGAAAGUGAAUCAAAUAAUCCCGCGCGCGACCUGGUGAACAAACCACAAGAAGAACCUGCGAUAGCCUUGCCCGAUCAUCCAAAGAGCGCCUUGGAGACGGUUCUGGAGGAUCACAAGAGCAACAAGGAAUCCCUAGACGUGGGUGACGAUACAAUCGAGUCUCUUCAAGCGAUUUUGGAUCAGCAGCCAUCCGAUGACCCUAAGGCAGAAGAGCAGGAUGAUGCCGCCUAUGAGCAGCAAGUCAUUGGCCAGUUGGAGUCCGCGCAGUCCGCACCAUCGUCGGAUAUGAAAGACUUUGAGCGCAUUGAGGGGAAGUUGCAGUCAUUGGCCGACACUAUGGCGCAUCUAAAGACUGGGUUGAACCAGCUAGGAAACCGUGUUUCUCGCGAUACCGAGUAUAUCAUUGCCUCCCUCAGCAAUCCACCCAAAAAGACAGAUCCUAAACAACCUCAAUCACUGAGAAGCUGCGAGUGCGCUUCGAAUUGCGGUAUGGUCAAGUCGAAUAUUCCCCUUCCACGUUUAUGGAAACAGGGCAAUGCUUGGUGGAAGCUCCACCCAACUCUACUAGGAUGGUGUGCCCUCAUCCCACUGAUGUGGUAUCUCUCGGAAUCCACCAUGUGCGACUACUACUGUCAUCCCUUUGUGAGCCCUAAUUGUGCAGGCAACUGCUUAGACCCAGAUGCCCCGCGCUUCCCUUUUGUGAUCCCAACCCUGAUGUGGCGGUGGUUUCAUUUGUCGGAUAUCCUGAUACCGCUCUGGACUCUUCUCGUCGCUUUCUUCAGGUUCUUCACGCAACUACUGGGAUUCUCGGAUGGGUACGUGGAUGAUGAGCCCCCGUCGCUCAACCUCUCAAGCAAGCUCUGGGUCGGAGGCACUCCGAUCGAAAGCGCUACCGCCGCUGCAACCUCGAGCUCGGGCGGCUUUAUACCGCCGUUAUCACAAUGGACAUGGAGACAGGAGACACACGUCCCAGACUCUGUGGCAGAAAUAGAUCUGGGCGGAGUCCCUGAUGAUCCAUGGGCCGAUGUAUCAAUGGACGAAGACGAGUUUCUUUAGCAUGCUGCCUUGUAAUUAUUUCGUUACUUUGAUUUUAGCACUAGCACACUGGCGUUAAGGGCUGGUUGAGGGCAAGGCUGGUGGAACCGCGGCGUUUUUCAAGAGCUAUAUAUCCUUUCCAGCUGAAUCGACAGCAUACUUUUUACAGACGCUAAAGAUCUGACGAUUUUUAGGUAGAAACCGACCAGCGACCAUAGAAUAGCUCACAGGCUUCGAGUGCGGUAUGUAAAUACAAACAGGGAUCCUAAUGGACUGGAUCAGUCUUCACCCGGCAAGGGUAUCGCAUGGCAUCUAUGUAAUUUUGAAGUUUCCCGUCUCUAUAGCUGGUUACCAGCAGUCUUGUCCAGCCUACAACACCCUCCCAG
Messenger RNA from Aspergillus calidoustus, 3054 nucleotides. The record is from the annotation of a GenBank genome assembly. Lineage: Eukaryota; Fungi; Ascomycota; Eurotiomycetes; Eurotiales; Aspergillaceae.